Prunus dulcis (almond) is the source of this 831-nucleotide messenger RNA. RefSeq lists its product as uncharacterized. The transcript has a single exon. Lineage: Eukaryota; Viridiplantae; Streptophyta; Magnoliopsida; Rosales; Rosaceae. The record is from RefSeq and is a predicted model, not a curated record. The coding region runs from base 1 to 831 and encodes 276 amino acids.
AUGGAAAUUACACAUAUUCACGACCAUCCAUUGAUGUUCAAGGAAGAAGUGGAGAAAAACAUUUAUGGUGCAAGUCUUUUCUGCAAUGUAUGCGACGAGGCAGUCGUCGGCCCUUACUACUCUUGCAACCAAUGUCCCCGCAGCAGUAGCUUCAUUGUUCAUAAAUCAUGCACCGAGCUAUCCGUUCAGAUGCACCAUCACCCCUUGCAUGCAGAGCAUCCACUCACUCUCAUCAGAAAUGCUCGAAAUUAUACUUGUAAUGUCUGUAGGGAAAAGUUUUACGGCCCCACCUUGGCUACCUUCGCUUACUGUUGUUCCAAAUCCGGAUGUGACUUCAUCCUCGACCUCAAGUGUGCCUCCACAUGGCACAAAGUCACUGAAAAUCAUUUCGGUGAUCAUCCCCACCAAUUCAGCCGCUAUAAGAAACCAAAACUGAAAUUCGAGUGUGAGGCAUGUGGCGAGGAGGGACGUUACUCCGUCUAUAUCUGUAGUAUCUGUAAGCUCUGGGUCCAUAAGAACUGCACUUCAUUACCAGGCCACCUCAAAACAGGAGCGCACCCACACCUUCUCAUGCUUAAGUGGUCCCUUGAAGGCAUUAUUAAAAUCCGCCAGGAAGUGUGUAACCUAUGUUAUGAGAACAUGUAUGGAAGCGGCUGUUUCUAUUAUUGUGAGCCUUGCCAUUACAUUGCCCACAAUAGAUGCGCAGUUAUGGUGGGCAUUGAUGACCUUGAUGAUGACGAGAUGAUUGAGGAGGCCUCGAAUGCUGAUCAUCCCAUUAAUCCUGAUGUGCAUCACAACAGAUCACCAAUAAAGAUCUACAUAAACAGAUAA